AUGCAAAUACAACCGGAUCAAUCCUACAUUGAACAGCAUCUAAGGUCGAUCAUAAUUCAUUCAUUAGAUCACUUCAACUAUUCAAAUGCAGAGUUUGCCUGUGAAAGAUUGUUAGCUGAUGAUCCUGAAAAUCUAGAUUCUAUAUACCUUUAUUGUCUAACAUUGUUUAAGAGAGAAAGGUAUAAAUCAUGCUAUAACAAAUCCAGCAAUUUAUCGGACCAUUUGGGUUGCAGCUUUAUGUAUGCGAAACUGUGUUUGAAAUUGAAAAAGCACAAGGAAGGGAUUUUUCAGUUGCUUAAGAUAAGCUAUCUUUAUAAUGAAACAUCUUCAUUCUAUCAGGAUGAUAAAUUCAAUCCAGCGUAUUUUACGACGCCCCAAUCGAGAUACAACUAUGAAAAUUCUCGAUCAAUUCUUCCUGAUCUGUCUACCAUUUAUCGCCUAUUAGGGGAUUUGUAUAAGGGAAUGGGUGAUACUAAGAAUAGUGCUCUUAAUUAUGGAGAAGCUUUAAAAUAUAAUCAGUUUGACUAUGAAGCAUUCCAGGAGUUAUGUAAGUUAGGCGUCAAUGUCAAGGUCAAAGCAAUCUAUAAGUCAAACCUGGUUUUCAAUAGUGAUUAUCAAUCACAAAUUAAAGAAAAAGAUAGUCUUAAAAUACUAAAUGAUAUGAGUGGGAAUAAUAUAACCAAUCCGUUCUCUGCUACCACUCUGGCUAAUGAGACUAAUACCAAUAAUACGAUUGCAAAUCCUAAUAAUAUAAAUGGUAAUAAAUCAAAUUCAAAUUUACUAGCAGACGAUAGUUUCAGUAAUCCGAUAUCUACCCCAAGAGUGACAGUACCGAGUGUUCCCGAUGCACCUUUAAGAAAAGCUGGAAACAAUGAACCCCUAACUAAUCGAUUUGAAUUCACCAAACCAAGCUUUCCAAUAGACACAACCAGUUCAUUAAGCAUAGAUCCCAAUGCAAGACAAACUAAACGGGAAAGCACCUACUCUAAGAUAACUUCCAGAUUGAUUUCCCAACCUAAUAACAAUAAACCUACAGAUAAUAACGCACCAGCUAACAUAAAUACUAAUAAUCUUAACAAGCGAACAGCUGUGCGUGGUAGCUUGAAAAGAAACAGUCCUAAUAGUUUUUCUGCCAACACUCACACCAAUAAUGAGAAUCACCAAGCACCAUUGAGUAUUAUGGCUAAUAAAGAAAUUGAAUUAGGCGAUAAUUAUUUGUUAGGACUUUACAUGGUAUUUUCUAAGGGUUUCAAAAGUAUGUGUAAAUAUGACUGUUACAAAGCUAUCAGGAUCCUUGAGUCAUUGCCUCAGAAGGAGAAGGAAAGUCCCUGGGUGUUGAGUAAGUUGGGAAGAUUGCAUUAUGAAAUUGUAAAUUAUAAACAAUCGGAGUAUUUCUUUGUUAAACUAAGGAAAUUAGAUAGAACAAGACUUGAAGAUAUGGAAUACUACUCUACGUUAUUGUGGCAUUUGCAUAAAAAGGUUGAAUUGACUUAUCUCGCAAAUGAAUUACAUGAUUUAGAUCCUCAUUCUCCAAUAACUUGGUGUACAAUUGGUAAUUUGUUUUCCUUGACUAGAGAACCCGACGAAGCUAUAAAAUGUUUUAACAAGUCUAUUAAAUUCGAUGAAAGCUUCAUUUAUGCUUACACAUUGAAGGGCCACGAAUAUUUUGGUAACGAUAACUACGAGAUGGCCUUAGAGAAUUUCCGUAUCAGUUUACUAAUCGACUCGAGACACUACAAUGCAUUAUACGGUAUUGGAAUGGUUUAUAUCAACCUUGGUGACUACCAGAAAGCAGACUAUCAUUUCCGCAAAGCUGUCUCAAUCAAUCCUAUCAAUGUAAUCUUGAUAUGUUGCGUCGGAAUGGUUCUUGAGAAAGUAGGUAAGAAUAAUUUGGCCUUAAGACAAUAUGAAUUGGCAAAUAAACUUCAGCCAUUAAAUCCAUUACCAAUAUUCAAAAAGGCGCAAUUAUUAUUCUCGAUGCAACAGUUCCAACAGGCUCUUCAUUAUUUCAAGGUUUUAAAAGAUUUGGCUCCUGAUGAAGCUUCUGUCCAUUUCUUGUUGGGACAAUUGUACAAUAUUCAAAACGAUAAAUUUCAGGCCAUAAAAGAGUUUACCAUUGCAUUAAAUUUGGAUCCAAAAGGAAAUUAUUUAAUUCGCGAGGCAAUGGAAUCCUUGAAGGAUAAAUAG
This is a messenger RNA of Debaryomyces hansenii CBS767, 2187 nucleotides long. It is a transcript of the gene CDC27, whose product is annotated as anaphase promoting complex subunit. NCBI's taxonomy places the organism in Eukaryota, Fungi, Ascomycota, Pichiomycetes, Serinales, Debaryomycetaceae. The coding region runs from base 1 to 2187 and encodes 728 amino acids. The transcript has a single exon. Gene Ontology annotation, biological process: cell division. The record is from RefSeq and is a predicted model, not a curated record. Gene Ontology annotation, molecular function: protein binding.